This is a messenger RNA of Spea bombifrons (plains spadefoot toad), 2857 nucleotides long. It is a transcript of the gene SESTD1, whose product is annotated as SEC14 and spectrin domain containing 1. The transcript is spliced from 18 exons. NCBI's taxonomy places the organism in Eukaryota, Metazoa, Chordata, Amphibia, Anura, Pelobatidae. The coding region runs from base 88 to 2187 and encodes 699 amino acids. The record is from RefSeq and is a predicted model, not a curated record.
UAGUGGGGAGGGGACGCAACAGGAAGUGUGGAGCGUGAGCCGGAGGCGCCGUGGUUGCUGCUGUAGCUCAUCAUAUCAGCUAAAAAUAUGCAGAACAUGGAUGCCACCGUCAUUUUGCCGAUACUGAAGAAAAAACUUGCCUUCCUUUCAGGAGGAAAGGAUAGAAGAAGUGGCCUCAUUCUGACAAUCCCAUUGUGUUCGGAACAGACUAAUAUGGAUGAGCUCAGCGCUACUCUGGACUACUUGCUUAGCAUCCCAAGUGAGAAAUGCAAGGCAAGAGGAUUUACAGUGAUUGUAGAUGGGAGGAAAUCCCAGUGGAAUGUAGUAAAAACAGUGGUCCUCAUGCUUCAGAAUGUUGUUCCAGCCGAAGUGUCUUUGGUUUGUGUAGUGAAACCAGAUGAGUUUUGGGAUAAGAAAGUUACGCAUUUUUGUUUUUGGAAAGAGAAGGACAGACUUGGAUUUGAGGUUAUAUUAGUUUCUGGAAACAAACUAACAAGAUACAUAGAACCAAACCAACUGACAGAAGAGUUUGGUGGCAGUCUCACCUACGAUCACAUGGACUGGCUGAAUAAAAGACUAGUAUUUGAAAAAUUCACAAAAGAAUCAACAUCGUUGCUGGAUGAGCUGGCUGUUAUCAACAAUGGAUGCGAUAAGGGAAACCAGAAUGACAAGGAGAGGUCUAUGGAUUUUAACUUCCUUCCUUCUGUCGAUCCAGAAACUGUUCUACAAACAGGACAUGAGUUGCUUUCUGAACUUCAGCAACGGCGGUUUAAUGGAUCAGAUGGAGGGGUUUCAUGGUCUCCAAUGGAUGAUGAACUUCUGGCACAACCUCAGGUGAUGAAGCUUCUUGAUUCCCUACGAGAACAGUACACCCGAUACCAAGAAGUGUGCCGACAGCGAAGCAAACGCACGCAACUUGAUGAGAUUCAACAGAAGGUGAUGCAGGUAGUAAAUUGGUUGGAAGGACCGGGGUCUGAACAGUUGAGAACCCAGUGGGGAAUUGGAGAUUCCAUCAGGGCUUCUCAGGCCUUGCAACAGAAGCAUGAAGAGGUGGAAAGUCAACACAGCGAAUGGUUUGCUGUGUAUGUUGAACUGAAUCAGCAGAUUGCUGCGCUGUUGAAUGCUGGUGAUGAAGAAGACCUGGUAGAACUCAAAACACUACAGCAGAGACUGAGUGACGUUUGCUACCGGCAGGCCAGUCAGUUGGAAUUCAGGCAAAAUCUGCUUCAGACCGCUCUAGAAUUUCACGGGAUUGCCCAAGACUUAUCACAGCAAUUGGAUGGCUUACUAGGGAUGCUUUGUGUAGAUGUGCCACCUACAGAUGGAGCUGCAAUCCAGCAAACAUUAAAACUUCUAGAAGAUAAGCUAAAAAGUGUUGACACAGGCCUCCAAGGUUUACGUGAAAAAGGUCAAAGUCUGUUGGAUCAAAUUUCAAACCAGGCAUCUUGGGCUUACGGAAAAGAUGUAUCCAGUGAAAACAAAGAUAAUGUAGACCACGUUCAAGGAGUAAUGGAGGACAUGCAGCUUAGGAAGCAGCGGUGUGAAGACAUGGUAGAUGUCCGAAGGUUAAAAAUGCUUCAGAUGGUUCAGCUAUUUAAGUGUGAAGAAGAUGCAGCUCAGGCAGUAGAUUGGUUGAAUGAACUAUUAGAUGCCUUGCUGAAGACGCACAUCCGAUUAGGCGAUGAUACUCAAGAAACCAAAAUAUUGUUAGAAAAGCACAGAAAGUUUGUUGAUGUUGCCCAGAGUACGUAUGAUUACGGUCGACAGCUGCUGCAAGCCACGGUUGUAUUGUGUCAGUCGCUGAGAUGUACAUCGAGGUCAUCAGGGGACACGCUUCCAAAACUCAACAGAGUAUGGAAACAGUUUACGAUAACCUCAGAAGAGAGAGUUCAACGGCUAGAAAUGGCUCUUGCCUUUCACUCAAAUGCAGAAAAGAUUUUACAGGAAUGUCCAGACCUCGCAGAAUCUGUUAUGGAUUUUGAACAGUUUGAUGAAGUCGAAGCAGUUGGGAAAUCGCUUCUGGACAGAUUAACAGUGCCUGUUAUUUAUCCCGAUGGAACCGAGCAGUAUUUUGGAACCCCUAGUGAUAUGGCCUCUUCAGCAGAACACAUAAGGGAACGAAUCAGGAUGAUUUGCCUAAAAAAACAGCAGCUACUGGAAACCAAUGGAUCCACAAGGGAAAGCUAAUAGACUGUGGGUUCGCCCCUUUUAAAGGCUGCGGUUUUAGGACGACAUGUCAUCGGCAUAAUACAUCGUUCAGUAUAAUCCAUUGAAACGCAUUUCACAACCAGCCCAAGCUGCAUCUUCUCAAGCUAAAUGUUCUCUGUGUAUUGUAACACUUCCGAUUAAGAGCCUUACUUAUAUACUGUGCUGUGAAAACAUAAACUCAAAAUAUCAUAAAAGUGUAAUCGUUGCACUGAAGCCUUUCUUAGCCCAUUAGCAGUCAUAAGGUAACUUCAACACAUGGCAGGAUAAUGUGUUACAAGUGCCUCUCAUAGCAGAUGGGUGAAAAGCUUUACCCUACACGGCGGUAUUUCUUAGUUGACAAACGCUUUUAAUGGUGCUACCAAAAGUGAAGGAGGUGUCCAUAAUAAUAAUAAAACAUAAUAUGAAGAAAAGGAAUUUGACAAGUGCUGUAGUAUUUUUAGGACGUGGGUAAACUACCUGUUUUUAGGCUGUAGUGUACUCCUACUUCUGUCUUAUCUGAUGAUAUUCAUUUUUUUUUAUUGUGGCAUUAUGCAACCUGUCCAUUAGAAAUCUGAUAUAUCAUGGUCCAUGCGCAGAUGUUUUCUUACUUGUAUGGGACAAUGUAUUUAAAUCUGUUUGUGCUGAAUAAAACCAUCUUUGUAAAGCUGGA